Puccinia graminis f. sp. tritici CRL 75-36-700-3 is the source of this 1095-nucleotide messenger RNA. RefSeq lists its product as uncharacterized. The coding region runs from base 1 to 1095 and encodes 364 amino acids. The record is from RefSeq and is a predicted model, not a curated record. Gene Ontology annotation, biological process: DNA recombination; DNA integration. The transcript has a single exon. NCBI's taxonomy places the organism in Eukaryota, Fungi, Basidiomycota, Pucciniomycetes, Pucciniales, Pucciniaceae. Gene Ontology annotation, molecular function: DNA binding.
AUGUUAGAUUUCUCCAGAGUCCCCGGGAUAACCAACAACGGUUCUGUCCCCAAGGAGCCGACAGCCCGAGACAGGCACUACCUGUUAGGGUAUCAAUGGAACACGCUGUUAAGCUACAACGCGGCCAUAAAGAAAUAUCAAACAUUCGCAAAAGAAACCGGUAGGGUGCCAUACACACUUCCACUCAAACCCGUCGACAUCUACGACUUCUGCCAUUGGGCAGGGAGAACGGCCGACGCACCAACUUCUAACGAUGUGGCCGCAGUUACGCUGAGGAAAUACCUCGCCGGGAUCCAGAUGUGGCACAUCUACCACGACGCCCCUUUUCCGGAACAGACCAAACAGAAGGUCGCCACGAUGAUUAAAUCUUCCACGUACGUUGACAUCGACACACCUAAGAGGCCCCGGAAAAAGGCCGUCACCAUAGGGAUCAUGGUCAAGCUCACGGAGCUACUGAGCUCAGGAGACCCGUUUCAGAGGGCACUAUUUGACUUGUCCGUUGUAGCAUUCUGGGGAAUGGCUCGACUCGUCGAGUUGACCUACAACAACAGCAAUGGAUCCCUUCGUAGGCAAGCAUCGCUCUUGACCACUGAUGUCCACUUUGACCAGGAAGGACGUGGCGAUAGGGUCACUCUCAUCGUGAGGGGAGCCAAAACGGCCGACCCGGGAGAGGAACAACUCAUCCAACUGCAUCGGCUACCUCAUAUGCUCUGCCCCAUUCUUGCCAUAAAUCGUAGACUAUCCGAAGCGAAGCAAUUCGUGGAGACCAACGGAGAGACUUCCCUCUUUGGCUUCGCCGGACCGGACGGCUCCCGUACCCACCUCACUAAACCAGCGGCUACUAGGGCCCUGGAUAAGAUAUGGAAGGCACAAAGACUCAAGGGGGUAUCGGGCCACUCCUUCCGAGUAGGAGGAGCCUCCAUACAGAAAGCCUUCGGGGUUCCUGACGAGCAGAUCUUCUCGAGAGGGAGAUGGACUUCCGACUGCUACAAGCUAUAUCUCAGGGAAUUUCCCCCUGACGAGCUCGAAGCCACCUUCUCCCUCCUAAACAGGCUUGAGGAGUGCUGGACCCGAUCAACCCUCAAGGAAUGCUAA